Molecule: messenger RNA, 3390 nt
Organism: Klebsormidium nitens
Lineage: Eukaryota; Viridiplantae; Streptophyta; Klebsormidiophyceae; Klebsormidiales; Klebsormidiaceae
Source: the annotation of a GenBank genome assembly
ACUGCCUGCAAGCCCGCAGCUAGAGACGAUCGAGAAAAUCUUGCUUUCCUGCAUGACAUUUCCAAAGGACGGGCAUUGCAAUCUGCAUAUGAGCUGAGUGAAAGUCGUGCUGUGGAAAUGUCAUGGUCUCCUGCUCAGACGUCUAACAACCGCUUCUGAACAGGAGUGAUUGGUGACAAAGUAUCUACUGAAGUGUUUGCAACGUACAAAGCAAUGUUCUAGAUUUGCCAGGGGUGUGUGCCGGCGUAGAGAUCUGUUGCUUUAGGUGCUCAGAAAGUUUCUGGCAUAUGGAUAUGCUUGGCAACCUUGUUUCGUUACGAGCAAAAUAGUACUCAAGAUCUUAUAGUCUGCAACACAGGGGUGAGGGUAUUGGUUGGGGCAGUCACGUGGAAAAAGCUACCUAAAGGAAGGAGAAAGGCAGGCAGAAAUUUCCGAGAAGUUUCUGGGGAAAGCUCCUGGGCAGUUCGUGUGUCCCUGCAUUGCACGAGUCUCGUGCAGCGGUUGGAGCUUUCUUCCGGAGUCUACUUAGGUUUAAAGAGUAACAAGCGCAUAGAAGCUACAGAAACCUGCUGCGUGUGCAACACCCAGGAGUAGCGGCAGCAAACAGGGUCUGAAGACAGAAGUAGGGCGGGAAAAGGAUCAGAUGGAGGGGGAAGAAAUAGCAUAGCAAUCAGAGGGGCGGAACUCGGCGCGCAACUCGAGCAGGUAGCAGUUGGCACGAUUCACGUCCAACCUCGAAAGAUCGGUGGGCCCCUCUGGGCAGUAUGUGGUGCCUAGACCGUCAGCCGGAUCGCUCGUGCCUCGUAGCCUGUUUCUCGCACGCCAGGGGAUAACCCGCCGCUUCCUCCAUAAGCUAUGGGCCGGUCGAGCAGCCCGGGGCCGACCGAGGUCCUGGCAGCCCCCGGCGCGCCUCCCCCCUGGUCGCCCUCAAUGCUAACCAACUUUGACCUCCCAGCAAACCUCCACUUUGACUCCCUGGGGGGAAAGGACGAGCACGCGGCACACCCCCUUCCGAAUGGCUCUCCGAGCCCCCCCCCGGAUGUGUUUGAGGAGCGCACUGCGAACAGUUGGGGGGGGGCUUUCUCAGGGGAUCUCUUCCCCAGCAGCCCGGGUCUAAACGGCCAGGAGGGGAUGAGUCCCCUGGACCCGAGUAAUGAUGCGCUGAUGUCAGAGCUGAUGGAGUUGGACCCGCUUCCGGAUCAUCUGACGGACGGCUGGCUGGGGGGUCCAGACGCUAGCUUUUCUCUGUUUGGGGUCCCCUCCCCGAGCUCACCCUCCCCCCAAGCGCCCUCCACCUCGGGGGGCUUCUCUUCGAUCUUCCGAGGGGCGGGCUCUCCUUCUGGGGGAAUGGAGGGCGCGCUUCUUGCAAUGUUGGGGGGAAAUGCAGGCGAAAGUCUGUCUCAGGGGGGGGGUAGAAACGGGGAGGAAGAGGACUCGCUCGCGCUCGAGCCGCUUCCAAAGCGGGGCCGCAACGGGGGGGAGCCCUUUUUGGACGAGUCCGGCGAGUCGGACAGUCCGAGAGAGCCGGAGAACGUCGAGGUGCAGUCCAUCGUCCCCAGGGGGAUCCCUCCGGAGACGGACCAGUUUCCGAACCGCUUCCGGGAGCGGCUCUUGCACGCGCUCAAGUUCGUCGGCCAAGCGCGGCGGGACAUCCUCGCGCAAAUCUGGGUUCCGAAGAAGGAGGGCUCCCGGCAGUUGUUAACCACACGCGAGCAGCCGUACCAUGUGGACGAAGCGCUGGAUAAGCUGAAAGUGUACCGGAACGUGAGCGCGAGCUUCCUGUUUGACGCGGAGAUGGGCACCGGGUUUCAGGGGCUGCCGGGGCGCGUGUUCAAGUCGGGGCGGCCGGAGUGGUCGCCGAACGUGCAGUAUUACACGAGCGCAGAGUACCUCAGAGUGGACCAUGCAACACGGUGCAACGUCCGGGGCUCGCUGGCGGUGCCCAUCUUUGAGCCAACUAGAGAGGGGCCGGUUGCGGUGAUGGAGCUGGUAAUGAUGGGGGAGGACGUGCGCGCGGGGCAGCAGAUCGACUCCAUCUGUAAUGCUCUGCAGGCUGUGAGCCUGUCGAGCAUUCGCGCAUGGGAGCCCCUACCCCAGGAGAUCCGCCCCUCGUUUCAGGGGCCCGUCAUGCAAGAGAUCCUGGACGUGCUAACUAGAGUGUGUGAGGAAAACGGCCUCCCGGUCGCCCAGUGCUGGCUGCCGUACGAAUCGGACGAGAGCGGGGGCUCCGGACACGUGAGCGUGGACGAGGGGAAAGUGCUGCGGACGGAGGGGGGGCCGUGCUGCGUGACUGACGCGCGGCUCUGGGGGUUUCGGCAGGCAUGCUGCGAGCACAAGCUCCAAGCCGGGCAGGGCACUCCGGGCCAGGCGCUUCUGCGCAACACGCCCGCGUUCUGUGAGGACGUGAAGGAGCUGAGCAAGUUGCAGUACCCACUUGGACAUUACGCGCGCCACUUUGGGCUGGGGGCCGCGGUGUCGAUCCGACUCCGGAGUACGCAGACUGGGGACGACGACUACGUGGUGGAGUUCUUUCUGCCGGCCAGCUGCGUGAGCCACGCCGAGCAGCAGGCCGUGCUGUCGGCCAUCUCUGCGACGAUGGCGCGCAACUGCCGGACGCUUCGGACGCUGCGGCCAGACGAGGUCGACCCGGACAUGCUGGACGACUCGGACGAAGACGAAGAUGACGACGAGGAUCUCGAUGGGGAGGACGGAGACGAGGCCCAAUCGUCACCACUCACCGCCCCGCUCAUUCCUUCCGAGGGCCCCCCCUUCUCCUCCCGGCCCUCCUCCGCCGCCGGCUUCUCUCUCGGGGGGGAAGACGUCAAAGUCGGAAUCACCCCCCCCGCCCGGCCCGCCGGCUCCGCUUCUUCGUCGGUAGCCCCCCCCAGCGCAAGCGGCGGCCCGAGAGACGUUUUAGACGACCCAGUGGAAGAGAAGGUCAACAUCGCUUUGGGGGGGUUACCGCGGCCAGGGGGGUCGCAACGGGGGGUUAGUAUGCACGGGAGCGAGGGGGGGGCGAGAGAGGGCUCCGUGAGGGGGGGCUUGCCGAGGGAAGGAUCGCUGCGGGGGGGCUUGUUACGUGAGGGUUCCGUCAGAGACGGGUCGUUGGAAGGGUCCAUACGAGAUGGGUCCGUGAGGGACGGGUCCAUACGAGAUGGGUCGGGGAGCGGGAGCGACGUGCCGAUCCUGCAGCGUAUGCAGGCGUUCCGGGAGAAGCAGAAACCGGGGGGGCCGUCGCAGCAGCAAAACGCCCCCCCCCCCGACACGGCCGCGGCUGAUCCUGCCGGGGCCGGCGUCCCCCCCUGGGGGAGGAACGGCGGCGCGUGCAGUCGGUUUCGGACCGGAACAUCAGUCUGGCGACGCUCCAACAAUACUUCGCGGGGAGUUUGA